CAUGCCCCUGGUGCUGCCCAGCACAGGCCAGUGUUGCCGAAACACAACACCGGCUGGUUGGAAUGGCUAGUCCUCCAAGGUUGUCCUUACUGCACUGGAUACUCCUCCUCACAGUCUCAGUUGAUAGCUCCACCGUGACGGCAUUCCAAGUUACGGAGGGGAGCACUGUUCUUUUAUCCUGUCAUUACUCAGUGAAGCAUCACGGUUUGAGCCACGUAUGCUGGGGACGAGACUGUGGAACCUUCUGGUGCAACAACAUCAUUGUACAAACAGAUGAGAACGGAGUUAUUUCUAAGGUCUCAGACAGGUACCGGCUUAUUGGAGAUGUCCUGUCUGGACAAAUGGACCUGGGCAUCCAAAAGAUACAGACGACAGACAGCGGACCGUACUGCUGCAGAGUGGACAUAGAAGGUUAUUUCAAUGACAAGAAGGUCUCCUACACUUUGACGGUCAUGAAAGCCACCACAACUGUUCCUCCAACAACUACAACAGAACCAAAGGGGACACAGACGUUGUCACCACUGUCAGAUCACACUAUAGCAGCAGACUCAUCGCUUUCUGAAAUUUCCUUGCAGAAUGUCACCCAUGUGCAUUCUGGGGUAAUGGAGGGGACGCCCCUUAAAGAGUUCGCCAUGGACUUCCUGGCGACAGCCCGCUCCUCGGGGUUCAAUCAGACCAAGCUCAAGGUUAUUUUUAACAGCUGCCUUGACGAACCCUUAGGACUCGCUGAGAUGCGGCGGUUGAAACCGCUGGGAUUCAUGGACCAGCUCAAACUUUUAUUGGAUUGUGAGUGGUCCAAGUUAUCCUCCCCAGCGGAUGUCUCCACGGGCCUGGCCUCUAUCCCAGAGGAUGGGCUUCACAGCUCGGGAUUCUGGGCCUCUCCACACGCUCCGUUCCGUCUCCUACAGCGAACCUGCUCGGCAGACGAGGAAGGAGGGAGUCGUGGGACUCUCCGUCCGAUUCCUCCGGGUCAGAACUGGGCAGUCUUCCCAUUUCUUCUCCGCAGCCGACCCCACGUUCGGUGGGUCAGUCAAAGAAGAAGAAGCCGAAGAGGGGGCUGGUCCUGUGGUCCCGAGUCCUGUGGUCCCAAUGUCGAAGCCCGGUCCAGCAACCGGCACCAAGCCCGGUCCAGCAACCGGCACCAAGCCCGGUCCAGCAACCGGCACCAAGCCCGGUCCAGCAACCGGCACCAAGCCCGGUCCAGCAACCGGCACCAAGCCCGGUCCAGCAACCGGCACCAAGCCCGGUCCAGCAACCGGCACCAAGCCCGGUCCAGCAACCGGCACCAAGCCCGGUCCAGCAACCGGCACCAAGCCCGGUCCACCAACCGGCACCAAGCCCGGUCCAGCAGAGCGCUGCCCACCCGCUGUUCCAGCCGGAAUCCAGUCCGGCGCCAAGCCCUGUCCAGCCGGCCUUCCGACCGGCGCCAAGCCCUGUCCAGCCGGCCUUCCGACCGGCGCCAAGCCCUGUCCAGCCGGCCUUCCGACCGGCGCCAAGCCCUGUCCAGCCGGCCUUCCGACCGGCGCCAAGCCCUGUCCAGCCGGCCUUCCGACCGGCGCCAAGCCCUGUCCAGCCGGCCUUCCGACCGGCGCCAAGCCCUGUCCAGCUAGCCUCUCCAGCCGGGGUCCAGACCUACAGUCCUGCAGGGGACUAAGACAGCUCUGGCGCGUCCCCAAGGGCUGGACCAUCCCCACCCAGCCCUUCCCCUUCUGGACUUCCCCUUUUUGUUCUGUCUUGUUAUCUAUAUAUUAAAUCUGUUAACCCCGUACCAUCUCGUCCUGCCUGUCUCUGCCUGCAAUUGGGUUCAUCCUUGAGAUUCAUAACAUUCCAUUCCAUUUUCUACCGCUUAUCCAAACUACCUCGGGUCACGGGGAGCCUGUGCCUAUCUCAGGAAUCAUCGGGCAUCAAGGCAUGAUACACCCUGGAUGGAGUGGAUUCAUAACAUCUUGUACUUAUUGUUUUCAUUCAGCGGAUAAGCAUUUCGUUUUUGAGUUAUUGUAUCUUUGAGACAUUGUCAGCAUGUUUUUUCUAUUGUUUUUCCUCUUACCACAUUUCGAAACUUUAAAGCAUAAAGAGCAAAGUGGAAGUUGAUAUAUUUAAACCUAUGACCAAAAUGUCAGUCUUUUAUAUUGAAUGAGGAACCAAGACUUACCCAACCAUUGUUUACAAGUUUACUAAUGACAGAUUAACAUUGUUGUGGCCGUUUUCUUCAAAGUAUGUCUAAAAAAAGAAAAUCUUUCUAACUUUGUGGUU
Molecule: messenger RNA, 2253 nt
Organism: Triplophysa dalaica
Lineage: Eukaryota; Metazoa; Chordata; Actinopteri; Cypriniformes; Nemacheilidae
Gene: timd4
Product: T cell immunoglobulin and mucin domain containing 4
Exons: 5
Coding region: 63-1610 (515 amino acids)
Source: RefSeq, a predicted model, not a curated record